This is a messenger RNA of Prosopis cineraria, 1259 nucleotides long. RefSeq names its product putative GATA transcription factor 22. Gene Ontology annotation, biological process: regulation of DNA-templated transcription. The transcript is spliced from 3 exons. Bases 175 to 1092 code for a protein of 305 amino acids. The record is from RefSeq and is a predicted model, not a curated record. NCBI's taxonomy places the organism in Eukaryota, Viridiplantae, Streptophyta, Magnoliopsida, Fabales, Fabaceae. Gene Ontology annotation, molecular function: sequence-specific DNA binding; zinc ion binding.
UCUCAGACGUCUUCUCUUUCUGCCCUUUAUCCCCCUCUUUCACAACCCUAUUACUGUGCAGUCAUCCCUCUUUAGGCAUCUUCUUCUUGCCCUGUACCUUAAUAUUCCAUCCCUUAUUCUGUCCAUUUUUGCGGGUGUUAACAUCCUCUCUCUUUCCUUCUGUUGGAUCGUUCGAUGAUUCCUGUUGCUAUGAACCCACCAAGCCCUUUCCUUCUCAAGGAUCAAAUAGAAGAUCAGCACCAAUUCUUCGUUUCUCCUCAUAAUCGGGAUUCGUCAAGUGAUUCUCUCUCGUCGUGUCCCAGUUUCUUCCACAUACUUGAUCCAACACAGACUAGAGAAACCCCAGAGUUAAGACGUGAUCAAGAGGAGAAUGGACUGGUGGUGCACGGUAGAUCAAGCUGCAGUCACCAAGCUUGUAAUUCAUCCUUCAAUUCACCCCAGACUCAACAAGUUAAGGAUGAUCGAAGAAACGCGUGUGGCUAUAAAGAGGAAGAGGAAGAAGAAAGCACAAAAAGCGGAUUCGAGUCUGCACAAUGGAUGUCUUCUAAGAUGAGGUUAAUGCCAAAAAUGAUCCCCAGCACUACCAGUCCUGUCCCUCACAAAGCAUCGAAUAUUACUACAAAUAUCCGAACUCAAGAGCACCAGAAAACCCAAACCCAAAGAAGACCUUCAAACCACAGAAAUAGCACAGCCAUUAGGGUUUGUGCCGACUGUAACACAACCAGCACCCCACUUUGGAGGGGUGGCCCAAAUGGUCCUAAGUCACUGUGCAAUGCAUGUGGGAUUCGGCGGAGGAAGGCAAGAAGGGCUUUAAUGGCGGAAGCUGGAAAUGGUGCAGCGACUUGCAGAUUAAAUAGCAAGGAAAAGAAGGCUCGCACAAACCACUUUAUAGCAUUAAAGAAUAAGUGCAAGGCGACGGCAAGCAACGCAGGGACGUCUCAGCAGAGAGAAAAGAAGAAUAUGGGUUUUAAGGAUUUUGCAUUUAGUUUCAGGAACAACGUGUCGGUGGUUGAGCAAGUGUUUCCGCCGGACGAAGUAGCUCAAGCGGCACUGCUUCUCAUGGAUUUAUCUUAUGCCUCUGUUCCUAUUUAGAUUUACUCUCACUCCAUUUUAUCUAUUUAUUUAGUACAUUUAUCUAUAGCUAGCAAUUGUUCAUUUUGUUGCCAGUUUUGAAAUGUAGCCAGGUGUUUUAGAAAGUAAUGCCAUGUAAUUGUUGACCCGACAAAUAAAUAAUAAACAGCCUGUGAAUGUCUGAGAAA